Molecule: messenger RNA, 2352 nt
Organism: Talaromyces marneffei
Lineage: Eukaryota; Fungi; Ascomycota; Eurotiomycetes; Eurotiales; Trichocomaceae
Exons: 4
Coding region: 1-2352 (783 amino acids)
Biological process (GO): carbohydrate metabolic process
Source: RefSeq, a predicted model, not a curated record
AUGGCCGAUAAAUCUAAUGCACGUUCCGAGGAGCAGCACGCGACAACGGAUGCGUUGAAACUAGUCAAUCGUCUGAGCGAAAGCCGAUCUCCUUAUGUCCGUGGCCACAUGCACAAUCCAGUUGCCUGGCAACUAUGGGACUCGAAAUCUAUUGAACUGGCAAAGAAACAUAACCGACUGAUUUUUGUCAGUAUCGGUUACUCAGCUUGUCAUUGGUGCCAUGUGAUGGAAAAAGAAUCGUUCAUGUCGACAGAAGUAGCGACCAUCCUCAACGACUCAUUCAUACCGAUAAAAGUUGACAGAGAAGAACGACCGGACAUUGACGAUGUUUACAUGAACUACGUGCAAGCCACGACAGGCUCGGGCGGCUGGCCGCUAAAUGUUUUCCUUACUCCAGAUCUUGAGCCCGUCUUUGGAGGAACAUAUUGGCCGGGUCCACAAGCAAGCUCACAGUCUCAAUGGGGAGCCGAGGGUCCCAUUGGGUUCGUUGAUAUUUUGGAAAAGCUCCGCGACGUCUGGCAGACACAACAAGCCCGGUGCCUAGAUAGUGCGAAAGAAAUUACAAAGCAACUGCGCGAGUUCGCAGAAGAGGGCACCCAUACACAACAAGGAGCCAAGGGCGGUGGUGAAGAUUUGGAAAUUGAGUUGAUUGAAGAAGCAUUUCAGCACUUCGCAUCUCGAUAUGAUCCACUAUACGGCGGGUUUGGCCGGGCGCCUAAAUUUCAUACACCAGCAAAUCUCAGUUUCCUCAUCCGACUUGGUAUGUAUCCGUCAGCUGUGUCGGAUAUUGUUGGCCAGGAUGAAUGUGUGAGGGCCACAGCAAUGGCGACAAACACCUUGUUAAAUAUUGCUCGCGGUGGAAUACGAGAUCAUAUUGGACACGGCGUGGCACGAUAUAGUGUAACGGCCGAUUGGCUAUUGCCUCAUUUCGAAAAGAUGCUGUAUGACCAGGCUCAGCUGUUGGAUGUCUAUGUGGAUGCUUUCCGGGCAACACAUGAGCCGGAACUCUUGGGUGCCGUCUACGACCUUGUAAGCUACCUGACAAGCGAGCCAAUACAAGCUUCAACCGGUGGGUAUUAUUCCUCCGAGGAUGCUGAUAGUUUACCUACGCCAAACGAUACGGAGAAACGGGAGGGGGCGUUUUAUGUGUGGACCAUGAAGGAGCUUAAACAAGUUUUGGGACAACGGGAUGCCGGAGUAUGUGCACGACACUGGGGUGUGCUUGCAGAUGGUAACAUUGCCCCUGAAAAUGAUCCUCAUGAUGAAUUCAUGGAUCAAAAUGUCUUGUCUAUCAAAGUCACACCGAGCAAGCUUGCAAAAGAAUUUGGCUUGAGUGAAGAAGAGGUCAUCAAAAUCAUAAAAUCAGGAAAACAGAAGCUUCGAGACUAUCGAGAAAAGAUACGCGUGCGACCUGAUCUUGACGACAAGAUCAUUGUGGCAUGGAAUGGAUUGACCAUUGGCGCACUGGCAAAAGCCAGUGUUUUGUUGGAAGAAAUUGACAAAGUCAAAGCACAGCAGUGCAGGGAUUCUGCGCAUAAGGCUGUGGAGUUUAUCAGAAAAACGCUAUUUGAGCCAUCAAGUGGUCAGCUUUGGCGUAUAUAUCGUGAUGGACAUCGCGGAAACACGCCUGGAUUUGCUGAUGACUAUGCAUUUUUGACGUCUGGACUUAUUGCCAUGUAUGAGGCGACGUUUGACGAUAGUUAUUUGCAGUUUGCAGAACAGCUACAAAAACAUCUCAAUCAAUAUUUUAUGGCACCCGGAGGAGAAUCUGGUACAUCAGCAGGAUACUACACGACAUCGUCAGAACCCAUAUCAGGCGAACCAGGUCCGUUACUCCGACUAAAGAGCGGUACUGACUCGGCGACACCAUCAAUCAAUGGUAUAAUUGCGCGGAAUUUAGUCCGACUGGGAACACUUCUAGAAGAUGAUAACUACCGACGACUAGCACGACAAACCUGCAGUACCUUUUCGGUGGAGCUAAUGCAGCAUCCAUUCUUGUAUGUGAACAUACUAGAUGCGGUGGUUGGUCUGGAGCUGGGUAUUCGAAAUAUCACUGGCGUUCUCGCGACGGAUGUCGUGGCUACACCGAUUCAAAAAGAUGCCGCAGCAGAAACACAAGCGAAUAAGACCACGGCAGACGUCGUGCGUGAACGAGUACGCGCGGAGGCAGGCUCAGGAGCGUCUACAUCCGUGACGACGGUGUCGAUGGUCGACGUCCGAGGAUCAAAUACAUCGACAUCAACAUGGCUCCAGUCGCGAAAUCCGUUAUUCAAAGAUCUCAAACCUGGUACGCCACCGAAGAAUUACUUGCUUAUCUGCGAGACGGGCAGUUGCCGGAUGGUGGAUGUUUGA